AUGUCACGUACUUCACACAUUCGAAGGGUCUUGGAACAACCUACGUUCAAUAAAGUGACACAAUGCCGGAUUUUACUGGUUGGCGCUGGAGGAAUAGGCUGUGAGUUGUUAAAGAAUCUAGUACUCUCAGGCUUCAGGCAUAUUGAGCUGAUUGCCCGUGAUUCUGCAUUAAAAUUUAAUCCUGACGUUGAAAUUAUUGCACACCAUGCAAAUAUCAAAGAUGCUCAAUUCAACGUUGAAUGGUUUCAAAGAUUUGAUAUUGUGAUGAAUGCGUUAGAUAAUCUUGAGGCAAGAAGACAUGUAAAUUUUAUGUGUCUGGCUGCAAAUAUACCGCUUAUUGAAUCAGGAACUGAAGGAUAUUUAGGACAGGUCACUGUAAUAAAAAAGGAUUUGACCGAAUGCUAUGAUUGUCAAUCAAAACCAACCAGAAAGACUUACGCAGUUUGCACGAUUCGAAGCACGCCGAGUAGCCCCAUUCAUUGUAUCGUUUGGGCUAAAAAUUAUCUUUUUAAUCAAUUAUUUGGCGAGCCAGAAGAUGAACCUUUGGAUAAUGAGAUGAAUAAUGAUAAUGCCGAAGAAAUUCAAAUUCUCAAGAGAGAGACUGAGCUGCUGAAAGAGAUUAAAUUGACGAUGGGAUCUCAAGAAUACGCUGAAAAAGUUUUUAAAAAAGUAUUUACAGAUGACAUUGAACGUCUUCUGACAAUGGAAGACGUGUGGAAAAAACGAAGGCCUCCAGUGCCUUUAACAUAUAAUGAUAUAAAUAAACUCUCAUCAAAUGGAAAGAAUGGCAGGGAUUACAAUAAUGACAUGAACACGCUCAAAGACCAGCGGAUAUGGACUCUUGAGGAAAAUUUUAAUGUAUUUGUAGAUAGCAUUAAUCGCCUAAGUAGGAGAUUACUCGAAGAACAAAAAGUUAACCCGGAAGCCGUGCUUGCAUUUGAUAAAGAUGAUGAUGAUGUCUUGGAUUUUGUAACAGCAACAGCUAAUUUGAGAGCCAAAAUAUUCGGAAUAGAACAAAAGUCAAGAUUUCAAGUUAAAGCUAUGGCGGGCAAUAUAAUACCAGCGAUCGCAACGACAAAUGCUACAAUCGCCGGGAUUAUUGUUGUGCAAGCUUUUAACAUAUUAAGAAAUCGCUUGGAAGACUGUAAAACGACAUAUUUGGAUGGAUCUAGACGUCCUUGUCUGCUCAUCAACGAGUCCUUAAACGGGCCAAAUCCAUCUUGUUCGCAAUGUAGAGUUAAUUAUUACAUAUUACGAAUAAACACGAAAAAGGCAACUCUUAAAGAUUUCUUGGAGAAGAUUCUAAAUAGUAAUCACGAACAAGGAUUAGCUUAUGGGAAUGAAGUAACAGUGGAGAAAGGAGCUAGCAUCAUAUACGAUAUGGAUUUUGAUGAAAAGCUUGAUUCCACCUUUGAACAAUUGGACAUCACAAAUGGAGUUUUUAUUAAAGUGACGCCUGAUGAUGAUUCGAAUCAAUUUCCUGCUGUUUUUAACAUUUUUCAUAGGGAAACCUUUGAUUCACAAGAUUCGUGGUAUACAAUUGAAGGAAGUAUUUCUGAGACUCACGUAUCUCAUAUCAAGACAAAUAGCCAAAACACAGUGACUGAAUCUAUACCAACUCAUAAAAGAAAGAUCGAGACAACUGACAUGGAGCUUGAUGAACAGCCAUCUACAUCAUAUAAAAAGAUGGAACUUGAUCCGGAAUAUAUUGUAGUGGAAGACGACAUAAUAAUGACAGAAGAUGGGCCCAAAAGUGUUAUAACUCUUGAUUAA
Ambispora leptoticha is the source of this 1773-nucleotide messenger RNA. The record is from the annotation of a GenBank genome assembly. Lineage: Eukaryota; Fungi; Glomeromycota; Glomeromycetes; Archaeosporales; Ambisporaceae.